This is a messenger RNA of Adineta steineri, 2088 nucleotides long. Lineage: Eukaryota; Metazoa; Rotifera; Eurotatoria; Adinetida; Adinetidae. The record is from the annotation of a GenBank genome assembly.
AUGAAUACAGACAAUCUUAGCAUAAGUGGACCAGGUGUUGGUGGUCCGAAUGAUCCAUACAGUCAUCAUCAUCAUUUAACUCAACAUCAUCAUCUUCUUCCACCACAUCAUUCACAACAUCCAUCAUCAAUGUAUUGUUCUUCAUCCAAUCCUUAUACUGAAUUUUUUUCUCCUUUUUCAACGGAUUUCGUUACAUCUCAUGAUACUAGUACAAAUCCAGGUGUAUCUACUGAUUAUCUUUCUUUACAAAAUUCUCUUGAAUAUGUUGUUUCUCAUCAUCAUCAUCAUCAACAACAACAACAACAACAACAACAUCUACCACAACAUCAUCAUCCUCAUCAUCAUCAAAUAGCUAGUACAUCAAAUGGUGAACGUACAUCAGCAUCAAUUAAUACUGGUAUUAAUGGUUCUGAAUCUUCACCAUCUCAUUCAUUUGGUACAAGUAGUGGCUAUUCAUCAUCAGUUGAUUAUUAUAAUACACCGGUUUUAACUUCAAAAGCAAUUAUUAAUAAUACGAAUACAUCAAAUACAAAUUCUAAUAACAAUAAUAAUAGCAGUACAUCAACAACAAAUACAAAUAGUCAUAGUCCAUAUGAUGGUACAUCAACAGCAAGUACAUCAUCACCACCUCAUUCAACAGGUUAUUUAACUACAACAAUUAAACAAGAAACUAUGAUGCCUACUCCAUUUACUAUAGAUCCACAUAAUAAUUAUGGAAAUAUUAAUGGAACAACAUCAGCAACAAGUACAAGUUCAAGUAAUAAUAAUAACAAUAACAAUUUUGGUCUUGGUAUUGAUGAUUAUGGUUCAUCAAUAUAUCAUCCAUCUGCUACUAGUACAUAUCCAUCUUAUUCACCAACAGGUCUUUUACAAACAUCAUAUUCAGUUGGAUCUUAUGGUGUUUCUCAUCCAGAUCAUAUGCGAUUGUAUAGUUCACAAUUAAAACAUGAUUUUGGAAUUGAUAUGCGUUUUAAAUUAGUUGGAAAUCAAAGAGUUUCACCAAAUGCAGAUGUAUCACCAUCACAAUUGUGUGCUGUUUGUCAAGAUACAGCUCAAUGUCAGCAUUAUGGUGUUCGAACAUGUGAAGGAUGCAAAGGAUUCUUCAAACGAACAGUACAGAAGAAUGCUAAAUAUGUAUGUUUAGCAGAUAAAAAUUGUCCAGUUGAUAAACGACGUCGAAAUCGUUGUCAAUAUUGUCGAUUUCAAACAUGCUUAGCUGUUGGCAUGGAUAAAGAAGUUGUUCGCACAGAUACAUUAAAAGGUCGUCGAGGUCGUUUACCAUCAAAACCUAAAAGUCCAAGUUCACGACAACCAAAUAGUUUUCAAACACAAUUUUGUCGUUUCUAUAAUGAUUCCAUACCAAAUCCUGCCAGUCUUGAUUUUAGCAAAUUGAAUUAUCGAACAGUAACAAAUAAAGAAAAUUUAUCUGAAGAAAAAACUCUUGUUUAUGAUGCAAUAACACGUUCAUGCGAUAUAAUCAAACAAUGGGUUGAUAAAUUUUCAUUAUUUUAUUCUAUACAAAAUAAUGAACGUGAUCGUGUCUAUUCAAAUUGUUUAUUAGAACAAAUUAUAUUUCGAAUGGGAACACGUCUUGAUGGUGAUCGUGUUAUUUUAUGUUCAGGUAUGGUUGUACAUAAAAUACAACUGAAUUAUUUAUUAGGUGAUGUUGCACAACAAAUAUAUGAUUAUGGAUCAACAUUAAAAAUGUAUAAAAUUGAUUCGAUUAUUGCACCAACAUUAGCAUCAAUAUUAUUACUUGAUCCAAAUAAUUCAGAUUAUGUAUAUCAUCAAACACCAUUAUCCGCAACAGUUAAUGAACUUUAUCAAAAAAUGAUUGAUUCAUUAAAAGAUUAUUUAAAACAACAACAAGAAGAUAGUUCAAUUUAUUUACAAUUAUUAGAAAGACUUAAUGAUGCUAGACGUAUUGCACAUUGUUUAAGAAAACGUUUAUUACUCUAUCGACAUACAAUUGGAUUAACAAAUUCAAUGAAUACAUUACUUGAUUUAAUACUUGAAUGUAAACCUCUAUCAACUGAUGUACAUCCAACAGAAGAUACUUCAACGUUACCAUUUAUUCAAUAUGAUUAA